GAGAGAGAGAGAGAGAACGAGCAGGACUCAGGAGGGACUAGAGAUUCACCCACUGUGGAGGGCAGAUCCGAGGACCUCAGAUUUCCAAGAAAGAAGCCACAGGCUCCAUCGCUUUUGUGGAUGUGACACGGCGACAGUCCCAGAGCAUGACUGUCCCUGGGGCCACAUGGAAUGAGGAAUGAGAAGGUGGACACAGACCACACCGUUCUCAGGCAGCCUUUCAUCUAGGUUGUAGUUUGCAAGGCCCUGUCGAGGGAAAAUGCUAGAAGGUGGAGUGUAGCAGGGAGCAUCCAUGGGGAACAAGCCUCCCUCUGACACCAGGGCCGCGAUCUCACCAUUGUGGAGGAGGGAGCCCUUCCUGACCUCAGGAGCCUGGCCUAAGAGACGGAGUGGGGCAGCAGGGAGGACAGGCAGGAGCUGGCGAGAGUCGGUCCCAGAGGGAGCCCCUGGGAAGGGAAGUGGCUUGGGGGUGUUGCUGCUACUGUUAUUCUAGGGCAGGUGGGGUAGGUGGGCGAGCGUCUCCCAAAGAAACCCCUGCUCACACGACCGUUCUCUCCUAAACGUCUGGAAGGAGACAUGUGAAAUUAGGAGGGGUGAAGGGAAACAGAAGGUGCGAAGGAGAGGACAAGCGCCCUAGGAGAACCAGCAGGGACGGGCUGAUCCCAAGGACCGGCUGCGAGAGCAACCCCGGGAUUUCUAGGAAGAAGAACCUUUGGAGAAAGCCAAGUGACUGAGAUUGAGGCCACUGAGGAGCUCCGCUGAGAUGGGAGCCCAGCAGAGGGGCUGGAGGUUCUCAGAAGGGCAAACCAAGGAUGGAGAAGGAGGUUGCAGUGGGCACGGAAGAUGUGCCCCCGCCAGAUGGGGCAGAAUGUCCAAACCAAAUCAAAGAGUUGGGGGGGAGGGGCUCUAAGCAAACGCACACCAGGACAGCUGAGAAGUGACCAUUCUCUGUUGAAAUCUAGACCCAAAGCACCUGCCACACCAGCCCCCACGACUUACCACUAUUUGGUAUCCAAAUGUGAAUGAACUGAUGUCUUUGCUUGAAGACAGACAACUGUGCAUCCUGGGUAACGAAGGGAGUGUGGAACCAGGCAGCGAGUGUAAAGGAACACCCGUCUGCUUCUGCUGGACUCCAGGCAGCAUCAAGAGCCCCUGCUUUGCUAACUUAGUAGAUAGAAGUCGAGGAGUUGCAUGCUGGUCUCGGAAGAUUUUCUGUGGCACCAAGUGUCUGUCUUCUCCCUGUUGCAAGAGCGUCCAGGAGUGUGGUCCCCAUGUCCUCCUGUCCCCAUCCUUCUGUCUGCUCAGUUCUCCUACUCAGACAACAGGACAGGAAUGCUGUUGGCUUUGAAGUCAGACCCGUCUGGGUCCACUCCCAGCCUGGCCCUUUUCCCACGGCAGACACAGGCAAAGUACUUGCUGCUCUGAGUCAUAACUUCUUCUCAGAAGAUGGGGAUGGGGGUGAUGGUCCCCAUGCAAUGCUUUGCCUCUUGUCUCUGUGAGGCAUAACUAGGCAGACCCAUAGGACUCCCGGAUCCUGGCAGGACAUGUGACAGGCAGCAUCCAUGGCUCCCUCAGUGGGACUCGUCCACAAAGGAGACCAUCCAGUCCCUGGGGGACCAGGACCCAUUCUCUGAGACAGCGCAGGUGCAAGGGAGUGAGACACACAAGCAGGGUAUUCUGCGCAAUCUGAAGGCCCUGCAGGCAUCUGGAAAUCUCCAGAAAGUCAGUGCUGCAAAUCCACUCACUGUUACGAAGCCGUGACCCAUGACCUUUGUCCGGGAUGGAGCCCACAGCUACAGGACGGACGGAGAAGAGUUUCAGCUAUGUGGUCAGGGCACCCAGCAGUGAUGGGUUUGACGUAAUGAAUGUGGAUGUGAAGAUCGACACGUGCUGGGUAUUUCAGGACGCGGAGGACAGCGAUGAAGAGCAGGACUGUCCUGUGGAUGAAGUUGCUGGAAGCCCCGACGUGGACACAGGCACAUUCAGGAAGCAGCUGGAAUCCUCUGAGCAGAAGCUGUUGGCCACUGUGGACCAGUACAUAAUGUCUGAGUCUGAGCUAAGGAGCAGGAUCCAGGAGCUGGAGCUCUCUGAAAGACACCUUCUCCGGACAGUGGACCAGCUGGGUGCCCGUGUGACACAGGAAAGGAGCGCCACUGUGAGAGCCCAGGAGACGCUGCAAGCCCUGCGGCAGGAGCUGGCCAGCCAGGUAAGGGAGGAGCGUGCAGCUCGGCGGCAGCGGUGGCGGCUCCAGCGGCUGCGAGAGCGGCUGCGGCGCAAGGACGAGGCGCUGGGGCGGCAGGCGGCGGCCCUGGAGCGCUGCCGGCAGACCCAGCGGCUCCAGCUGGGCCUGGUGCGCGAGCAGGAGCGCGGCCUGCGGGAGCAGGUGCAGCGGCUGGAGCGGGACGUGCGGCACCUGUGUCGCGCGGCUGGCCUCUUGCUGGCUGAGCUGGAUGUCCUGGCCCCAGGCAGCCCCGGCAUACUCGGCCCGGCCUGCCCCCGGGGUGACCCCGGAGAGGCCGCGGAGCUGCGCGCUCUGCAGGCGCGGGCGGAGCGCGGGGAGCGCGAGCGGGAAGAGGCGGCGCGCCGGCUUCGGGAGCAGCGCGCCACGGAGCGCCGGCUGCGCGUGCAGCUGGAGGAUCUGCGCUGUUACAUCUAUGAGCUCAAGCUGUCGGAGAUCGGCCUGCAGGGCCAGGUGGAGGACCUCGCGCAGCAAAACCAGAGCCUGCGAGAGGCCCUGGGGGCCCAGGCCCAAGGGGAGAGCGCACGCAGCAACGUCGCUGCUGGCCACUGCAGCCCGGACACUCUGAGCCGGAUUCAGGAUGAACCCCCAUCCCUGCCCAGGGAGGACACACAGGAUGUCGGGAGAAGACAAGGGCCGCAAGCCACUCUCUGCUCUGCCGGUGGCCCUGGACUGGGAGGUUCCGCAGGCCAGUCCUCUGAGGGCUGCUGCUCCUGGGGUUGUGUCGGGGCUGGACCAGACCCCUCUGUUUUGGAGACAACGCCUGAGACCCUGGGAGACGUCACAGGAUCUGACGGUGGACCGCCAACUCCAGCUGAGCCCAGCUUGGAUGAACAGACUCUCCUUCUCAUCUGUGGCUGCCCCCCCAGGCAGUGCAGGGACAGCUCACUCUUCCCUGUAGAGCUGGCCUGGAUUUCAGAGCAAAGACUAGCAGCCACCCAGGCCCAGGGGUCCUUUCUCCUGGUGAAGACCUCCCCACUCUCUCCCUGGGGACCAGCCAGGGACCCCUGUUCCCUGCUGCCACCACUGCUACUCCAGGAGGCUUCUCCACAAGACUCCCAAAUGCAACAGGUGCUGGAUGCCUGGUCAUUGCCUGCUCCCAGGGCCAUUGGACAGCCCUGUUGGAAUCAUCACUGGGCAAAGAGCCCUGAAGCCUCCCUUUGCCAGGAGUGCCCACAGACUUCAAGUCAUCGAUUUCCCAGGAGAGGGCCCAGAGAUCUGGAAGACACUUGGAAGGAGGGAGGAGGACCAAAGUGGAGAACAGAGGAGGAGGGGGAGAGGAGGGCUUGGGACAGGAGGGGGAGGGAGGGAGGACCUUUAUCAGACGUAGAGGAAGAGCACCCCACAGCCAGGGUCCAAGGCGCCCCGAAGCCAUCUCCAGCAGGUGCUCAGGUCUUUGCAGGGCAGGGCGAGGAGGCAACUCUUGUGUGGUCUGGAAAGGCUCUGUGUCUGCGAGAGGAAAGCCCUGGAUACGAAGGGCAAGAAGAGAAGGAGGAGGAGGCAGCGCCUCUAGAAGGGUCCAGUCUGGGCUACGAGGACAUCCCAGAGAAACCUGGCCCCAUGGAAUGUGCAGGCCAGGGUACCCUCUUCUCAGUGGCAGAAGAAGGACUGUCUCCCAGAUUGGGAGACCCAAUCUUUCCACCCAAGGGGACUGAAUGCACUCGUAACUCAUGGGCUUCAAGCGAAGGACCUGGCAGUUCUGAGCUCAGACUAGACAAAUUUGAAAAAGAGAUGGAGGCUUGUUUCCAGCAACUUUCCAUCCUGGAGCUUGGAGGAGAGCAGCGGUGGCCACAAGCCUCCAUGCUGGCGGGAGAGAGCACGAACUUUGCUUGGAAAUGGCCCAGCUGCCAGGGAAAGCCUUCCUCCCAGCAGGCUUUGGGAAACCAGGACUUGGAUGUUUGUUUGGCCAGGGAAGUCAAACCCGGGGAAGCUAGUGAAGAGGUUAGACCAGAAGAGACUGAGGCCUUGGGAACCAGCGCGGUUCUUCCUGAGAUGGUGCCUGAUUUGGAUGACGUGAGGCUGGGCCCAGAAUGGCCCUCUGAGCGAGGUUGGAACUGGCCUCCAAGAGCCCUUGAAAGGCAGAAGAGAAGGUUCCACCAGCUCAUUGCUGGACUGAAAAGAGAGAGAAGCCAGGUUUUACAUGACAAUGCUGAGCUUUGGGGCGACCGAGAGAGAUUUCGAAGAAAAGUGAGUGUUCUGGAAAAAGAGAGGGACAGAAAUGGGACAAAGAUCGCCACACUUGAACGGGAAAAGAGCAUGCUGCUAGGGGACAUCUCGCACUUAAAGGGGGAACUGGACCAAUGUUGGCAGGUCAUUUCUGACCUUGAGGACUGCAAUGGGAAAAGUUACGGCAAAAUUUCUGAGCUUGAAGAGGAGAAUGAGAAGCUGAAGAGGCACACGACCCAGCUGCAGAAAGCCCUGUGGGAGAGCCUCAGAAAAUCCAAAGGUGUGAUGGAGCGCGUCACCCUGGGAAACCAGGAGCUCAAGGCACUGAUCUCAGAGCUCGGGGUUGGUUACAAAGAGCUGAUGAAGAGCAUAGUGCUGGGGAUAGAAGACACGGUGCGGGCCUUCAGCGGGGAGAAUGCUCACCUUCUACACAGAAUCCGUGUCCUGGAGACGGAAGUCGCCUUGGGGGAGAGCACAACUGUGCGGCACGCAGUGAGAACAGAGGAGGGUCUGUGGGGGGAAAGUAAGAUGCGGGGGGACAAGGGGACCACUGUGGAAAAGGGGGUGCAGGUGACUCAGCUCUCAGGGCAACUGACUGCAGGAGUCCAUGGGCCACCCAUGGAGGAGAAAUCGGGUGCAGCUGGCAGGUGUAUGGGGCCUUCCUUAGGCAUGGAGAAUUCCAGAUACAAUGCCAAUUCCACUCCGUCCUUGGUCUGGGGAAGUGCUGAGGUGUCCAGUGUCCCGCAAGGACACAUCCAUGGAGCAGGAGUAAAAGAAGCACAUUCGGAAGAGGAGAAGGAAAGACCAUGGUGUUGUGCGGACCCAGUGCAAGCUCUGACGGCCCUCAACAAUGGCCCCCAGCUGCGGGACCCAGAGGCAGACCCCCCGACAGAGGACCUGAGGGUUCGCGUGGGGCAGCUCCAGCACCGGGUGUUGACCCUACAGUGCCAACUCAGAGACCAGACAUCCGCCCACCGCCAGCUACAGGAGGCACUUGGGGAAGCCGCCCGCCUCCGGGAGCAGCUCCAGGGCCAGCUUGAUGAGCUUCAGAAAAAGCAACAUGAGGCCAAUUUCGCUGUGGCUCCUUUAAAGGCCAAGCUGGCUUCCCUGGUCCAGAAGUGCCGGGAGAGGAACCACCUGAUCACACACCUGCUUCAGGAGCUGCGCAGACACGGGCUGGAGGACCAGCUGCUCUCUGAGAUGGCACAGACCAUGGUGGACGACGUGGCGCUGGCCGAGUAUGCAGCCACCUUCCCGGCUUCGGGGCUCUCUGAGACCAGCCACCAACCGGAUAUUGAGCCCGAGAAGGCAGCUGCUGUAAGAGCUCAGAAAUACCACCUGAAUCCCAAAAUGGACAGUGUCCUCAUCCAAAGACCUCUGCAUUCAGAGUCCUGGCCUGUUCCCAAGGCUGAGUGGCCAGCACAGACGGCUCGACUGCAUUCUCUGAAGCUGCCCCUGCCCUCAGGGUGGAUGCCUGCUCCUGGCGUGUGCCCGGCUGCAGACCCUGCCGAGCCAGCGCUCCCCUCACAGUCCCUGAAAGAAGAAGGUGGACCCUCCUGUCCCGUCCCCCAAGCCGAUGGCCUCCUGCCACCCUCUGAGCUCCUGAGUCCUGCGAGGAUCCUGGCUUUCCACAAAGAGCUUCGGCAAAGCAUUUGCAGCAAUUCCCAGGUCCAUAAAUCACCUCUAGAGUUAUAAAUUUAAUAGAACCACUCAAGCUCUGGGGCCGUUUCAUAGACUCCAUAAAUAUUUGAAGCCGAACCUUCAGACACUGCUUUAAGAAAUUGGUAGCAAUCAAAACCCUCAUUCAGUGGCAAGUGGUUUUGCCUUUGGCUUGGGGGGGGUCUGUUGGUUGUCAGAGCUUGGAGAAAUACUGGACUGUGCUCGCACAUUCUGAGGGCUCUGGCUUGGGCUAAUGUUAAGGCAACAAAGAGAAUAUUUACUAUACCCAAACCUAUUGAAUGAUGGGUCCGAUGGUUCUCCACUGGGCAUGAUUUUCCCCAAAGAGGGAAAAAUUUGGCAAUGUCCAGAGACAUUUUUUUUUAAAGAUUUAUUUAUUUAUUUAUUUGACAGACAGAGAUUACAAAUAGACAGAGAGGCAGUCAGAGAGAGAGGAGGA
This is a messenger RNA of Mustela lutreola (European mink), 6521 nucleotides long. RefSeq names its product chromosome 1 C4orf50 homolog (gene C1H4orf50). Lineage: Eukaryota; Metazoa; Chordata; Mammalia; Carnivora; Mustelidae. The transcript has 14 exons. Bases 1781 to 6100 code for a protein of 1439 amino acids. The record is from RefSeq and is a predicted model, not a curated record.